AUUCAAUAUACACUUAUCAUCAUCAACAUCAUCACUGUCAACAUCACCAUCACCAACAUCAACCUCAACCUCAACAUUAAUUGAAGUGUAAUACACAUUACAUAUAUUAGAAUAACUAAUAACUAAAAGUCAAUCAAAGUAUAUUAGUCUACUUAUAUUUAUAUAAAACGAGUAGUAUCAUCUAUCAAUAAAUAAAUAAUUUGUUUAUUCAUUAUUAAAGUCCAUUAUUAUUAUUAUUAUUUACAAUAAUUAUUUUAAUCAUUCAAAUGAAUACAUCAUCAAAAUCCGAUAAUUUUCUCGCACAAUUUAAAGAUAUUAAUUCAAAUUCAUUAAAAUAUUUUACUGCUGCACAAUUUGUUGAAGUAUGGAAUCAUUAUGAUACUGAUGGUAAUGGUUAUAUUGAAGGUUCAGAAUUGGACAAUUUUUUACGUGAAUUCAUCUAUAGUGUAUUUUCUGAAGAAUUAGGAAGUGAGACAAUACCUAGCGAUGAGUUGGAAUUGAUGAAAAAAGAAUUUAUGGAAGCAUUCGAUGAAAAUUCUGACAAUCGAAUUGAACUUACUGAAAUGGCUAAAAUUUUACCAACUGAAGAAAAUUUUAUUCUGUUGUUUCAUCGUGAUAAUCCAUUGGAUUCAAGUGUUGAAUUUAUGAGAGUGUGGAAACGUUUUGAUAAAGAUAGAAGUGGAUAUAUUGAAGCUGAUGAAUUGAAAUCAUUUCUUCUACACUUAUUGAAAGAAGCAAAACCGGAAACUAAUAUUGAAGAAGGAAAAUUAAUUGAGUAUACUUCAUCCAUUCUUCAGUUAUUCGAUCAAAAUAAAGAUGGUAAACUUCAACUCAGUGAAAUGGCAAGACUACUUCCUGUUAAAGAGAAUUAUUUAUGCAGACCAAUCUUCAAGAAUGCUUCGAAAAUUACAUCAGCUGAUAUUGAUCGAGCAUUUUCACUUUAUGAUCUUGAUGCAAAUGGUACAAUAGAAGAUGAAGAAUUAUCAGGAUUCCUUAAAGAUUUAUUGGAAUUAGCUCAAGAAGAUUAUGAUGAAGCUGAUUUGGAAUUUUUUAAAAAAGUCAUAUUAAAUCAAUGGGAUGUAAAUAAUGAUGGGAAAAUUAAUCGUGAUGAAUUAAAAAUGAUGCUUAUGCAACAAUCUCGUCUGUUAGGUGAUAGAUUAUGAAAAUUUAUCCAAUUAUUCAUUAUUAUUACUAUUAUUAUUAUUAUUAUUAUUAU
Molecule: messenger RNA, 1216 nt
Organism: Schistosoma margrebowiei
Lineage: Eukaryota; Metazoa; Platyhelminthes; Trematoda; Strigeidida; Schistosomatidae
Source: the annotation of a GenBank genome assembly